Molecule: messenger RNA, 486 nt
Organism: Pestalotiopsis fici W106-1
Lineage: Eukaryota; Fungi; Ascomycota; Sordariomycetes; Amphisphaeriales; Sporocadaceae
Exons: 2
Coding region: 1-486 (161 amino acids)
Biological process (GO): microtubule-based movement
Cellular component (GO): cytoplasm; cytoplasmic dynein complex
Molecular function (GO): dynein intermediate chain binding
Source: RefSeq, a predicted model, not a curated record
AUGUCCUCGCAACCCAUCAGCUCGACGCGGCUCAAGCAGAUCGCUCAGGAUGCUUGCCAGAGCGCAAUCGGCAGCGCUGACUUCUACGAGCACGCCAAGGUGCAGGAAUGGAACUCCAGCAUCAUCAACUCGAUUCUCAAGGCCCUCAUUUCCGAGUCGACGCCGUCUGGCAGUAACAGCGCCCAGGGGCCUGCGCACAAGUUUGUCGUCAACGCGACCAUUGUCCAGCAUUUGGUCCCCUCGUCGGCCUUGAACAAGCCCAAGGGCGGCUCCGACAUCAAGACUGACGAUGCCCACAUCAGCACCAGCGAUGAUGCCGCUCCUACCAGCACCGACGGCAAGCCUCACGUUGGCCGCAGGGGCAUGCACUCUGCGACUCAGGCCUUCUGGAACGAGAAGACGGAUGGCAUGUGGAGCUUCAAGUACGACGGCGGUGAGGGCAAAGGAAUGGACGUCGUUGUAAGCGUCAUUUGGAUCGCUGUCUAG